AGACAAAAACAAACAAUAUAUAUAAAAUAUUUAACAAAUUUCGGCAUUCCGAGUUUAGAAUCAUAUCGCCAAAAAUUUCUAAAUUUCGAACAACAUUUAAAAUUACCUCCGAAAGGUGAAAGAAAAUUAUCUAUAAUAUAGCAGAUAUUAUGAAGCGUCGAAAGUCGCAGAGACGAGUGAAACAAUGCUUAGACCUGGUCAAACUAAUAAGGAACAGGCCCAGGCCGCAGCCAUACUAUUUUCAACGGAGCAGCAGCAAUGCUGGACGAAGCCGCAGAAACGAAAGUAAUUUGCAUCGCUCUUGCAUUUUCAACUCUCAUAAUCUACAUCCACAAGCACUUGCAUCCAGUCAUUCGUCGUUUCAUAUACCGAUUUGUGACUCCCGAAUUAACAGCGAUUGCAGUAGUUCCAAAGAAAUCAGCCCAAAAAGCAGUAUGCAUUCAAAACCUGAUGUAAAAUUGUUCGAAACUGAAUCGCAAGUAACGGCUCUGUCCUAUAAUUUAGUUAAUGAACUAAGCAAAAUCUCAAAUGCAACUUUAAAUGCAAAUACAACUCCAAGUAUAAGUAAAUUGCUGCAAGAAGUGGAACAAAAUGCCAACCCUAGUUGCUCGAAUAACAGGAAAACCGAAAUUGAAGAGUCUACGAAUGAACUCACACCCAACGAUGAAGUGUCUACUUCCGAGUCUGCAGCGAACUCAAAUGAAACGAUAUCGCCCGGAGAGAGCAAUGAGGAAAACACACUCAAUGCCAGUCAGUCAGCGGUGGAACACGAAGCUACGACAACUAUGGCUGAACCUAACGUUAGUGAACAACUGUCGACGGAUGAAGAAGCGGGCGGCGAUGGUCAUCACAAUAACUCAGUCAUCGAAAUCGAGAUAACAUUAGUAUCUGGUAAUGAUACAAAUUCGGAAGAGGAUGAGAGAGAGGGUGAAGCUGAAGCUGAAGCUGAAGCCGAUGACGAGACUCCCAUGCCAGUAGAAAGUGGGGAAUGAAGGAAAUAGAACUUGUAAACCAGUGUGCGUGAACAAAAUAUAAAUGUCGUGUACCAUGAAAUAUAAUUUCUUAAAGCUCUAA
Messenger RNA from Bactrocera latifrons, 1074 nucleotides. RefSeq lists its product as uncharacterized. Bases 150 to 992 code for a protein of 280 amino acids. The transcript has a single exon. The record is from RefSeq and is a predicted model, not a curated record. NCBI's taxonomy places the organism in Eukaryota, Metazoa, Arthropoda, Insecta, Diptera, Tephritidae.